UCGACGAAUACGAACAAUCCAGCAAACGGAACAAGGCCUCUUUGACGGCUUACCACUCACUGCUCGACGACACGUGGAAACAGUACAGAGAAUUACAAGAUGAACUAGAAGAUUUAGGCGAGCGGGACGACGCGCGCGUUUCCGAAAUAACUAACAUAUAUUAUGACCUGGUAGUACGAUUACACAUUCUCAUGGAUGAUGCACCAGCAUCGUCGUCGAAAUCGCCAAACUGCGAUUCGCCCAAUGUCGCCGAGCCGACGGAAAUUAAACUACCAGAGAUUCAGUUACCUAAUUUCGACGGUGCCAUCGAGAAUUGGCAUUCUUUCUAUGACGCAUUUUCGUCCACGAUAGAUCGAAGCGAUCGUCUCACUGCCGUACAGAAGUUCCACUACCUUCGAUCUUCUUUAACCGGAAAGGCCGCGCGAAGCAUCCAAUCGUUGAACGUUACGGAAAUUAAUUAUCCCAUCGCGAUUGAUAUUCUGAAGGAAAAAUUCGACUGCCACCGUCAAAUCUGCAUGCGCCACUGGGACUUGAUAUUCGACUAUCCAAAAAUAAACAAGGAGACACCCGAAGCAAUCGACGAUCUUUUGGAGACGGUCAAGGCAAAUCUCCAAGCCUUGGAGAAGCUAGGUGAGCCGAUAACGUCAAAUGUUGUCCUUAUUCAAUUGCUUACUUCCAAAUUACCGUCCGCCAUCAUUCGUAAAUGGCAACGAACGCUACCGGAUAAAAAGAUGCCGUCCUAUACACAUCUGGUAGACUUCCUCAAAACACGGACGAACGGCGACAGAACAAGCCCGACGACCACGACAAAAAAAACGUCCGACAAACACAAUCGACAACGACAACACGCGCCGCGAAGCAUCACCUUCGCCACUACACAUAGGCCGACGGCGUGUCCAAGUUGCAAGGGACAACAUAAAAUAUGGCAUUGCGAGGUCUUCAAGGCGAAGUCGGUCAAAAAUCGCCUUGAAAUCGUCAAAAGGGCUUCCCUAUGCACCAAUUGUCUAGGCCAAGGGCACACUAUCGCCCAGUGCUCUGCCGGUUCAUGUCGCAUAUGCAGACAGCGACAUCAUACAUACUUGCAUCGACACCAACGUCACGGCAAGUCACGACCUUCGAGCGGUCGAUCGUCGAGCGACCGAUCAUCGAGUGGACGCUCUACACCUAGCUCACCGACUCCUCGCGAAACGGGCACUUAUACAGAUUCUAAUUCUUCCAGCUUGAACGUCGAGAACGUUAUCCUCGUUGCUGGUUUCUCAAGACUGCAUAAUGCUGCAAGUCAAGGCGAGUAA
Bombus pyrosoma is the source of this 1292-nucleotide messenger RNA. RefSeq lists its product as uncharacterized. Lineage: Eukaryota; Metazoa; Arthropoda; Insecta; Hymenoptera; Apidae. The coding region runs from base 192 to 1292 and encodes 366 amino acids. The transcript is spliced from 2 exons. The record is from RefSeq and is a predicted model, not a curated record.